CACUUUCUCUCCUUCCCUGGACGGUCUCUUUUCGCAGAGGGGCGGGGCAAUGAGGAUUAAUAUCAUCACAUGGACAACACCGCGCGCGCCUAGUGGCACUUGCCGCCGCGUGACGUAUCUCGAGGACUUUUGGCGGCAAGAAAGCGAACAUAAAGUAGAAGUCUUUCGGUUUCGUUCGAUUGACGUGUACUCCAUAUCCAUGCUGCAGGGAGCCCUGAUUGGCCCUGAGUUCGCACAGCAUAAACACACAGGGAGAGCCAUGGAUCGCAGUGGAAAGUAUGCAGCCAUCACUUUUGCCAUGUUGUCUCUGUCCCUGAACAUCAUUCAUUCUUUGCCAGAUGGAGAGUUUAUCAUGCAAGGUUGUUCAGAAUGUAAACUAAGACAGAACACACGCAUGGCAGGAUUCUUCAAUGGACGGCCUGUUUUCCAGUGUGAAGGAUGUUGUUUCUCAAGGGCAUAUCCCACUCCAAUGAGGUCAAAAAAAACAAUGUCAGUCCCAAAGAACAUUACAUCAGAAGCGACGUGCUGUGUAGCAAAAUCCUUCCAAGAGGCUCCAUUUCCCUUUAAUGAAAAUGUAAGGAUAGAGAAUCACACUGCUUGCCACUGCAGCACCUGCUACUAUCAUAAAUCUUAAAGCCUCUACGAAUGGACUACAGAUGGCAUCAUUUGGGGCAUUGGUAGCAAUAUUGUGUAAGAUCUUAACUUUUCUGAUACAAAAACAUUUGUCUUUCCUAUGAAAUACCCUGCUCUUUCAUAUUAUCCUAUGAAACACCCUGUGGUAGUUCUUUAUUUUAUUUUUUUUAAAACUUAAACACACAUUGUGUUAAGCAGCUAAAUAUGCUUCAAUUUGUCAUUUAAGGACCAAAUAUAGAAUUGUGCAUAACAAAAGCAUUGUUUAUUUUGCAUGCAAGAUGUGAAUUUAUAGAUAUCAUCUAAGAAAAAUGGUAAUACGAUAGUUUAAAAUUCCCUCCUACCCCCAAGGUUAACUCUGUUAACUGAACUGAUGGAGACAUUUUUUUAAAAUGACAUAUUACUAGUAUGUCGUAUUACUAGUAUGUGUGGAUUUUUUCCUUCAUCAGACUCAAAUGACAUGAUUUCACUGUAGACAUAACAGUUAUUCUGAUUGAAAACAAAACCCUGUCAAUUAAAAGGAAACUUACUUCAA
Molecule: messenger RNA, 1165 nt
Organism: Hemicordylus capensis (graceful crag lizard)
Lineage: Eukaryota; Metazoa; Chordata; Lepidosauria; Squamata; Cordylidae
Gene: CGA
Product: glycoprotein hormones, alpha polypeptide
Exons: 5
Coding region: 50-634 (194 amino acids)
Biological process (GO): thyroid hormone generation; positive regulation of steroid biosynthetic process
Cellular component (GO): extracellular region; follicle-stimulating hormone complex
Molecular function (GO): follicle-stimulating hormone activity
Source: RefSeq, a predicted model, not a curated record